AUGGAUUCCUCGAGUGAUUUUGUACUUAAGGAGGCAUUGCCCAAUGUUCUUGGUACUAUUGUCAUUGAUGAAAAUAAUAAUAUUGUUGCAUCUACUGGUAUUGGAUUAGAACGAGUUGAAGAUGUCGUUGAGUUGUCUAGAGUGAAGCUAGAUGAUUCAGGGUAUGGUCUGUUUCAGGAUCACGACGUCAACUGUAAUGUGUACAGGCAGGAUGGCAAGACUGUUGUGGUCUACACGGCUGGAAACUGA
This is a messenger RNA of Vanderwaltozyma polyspora DSM 70294, 249 nucleotides long. RefSeq names its product Ego2p (gene EGO2). The coding region runs from base 1 to 249 and encodes 82 amino acids. NCBI's taxonomy places the organism in Eukaryota, Fungi, Ascomycota, Saccharomycetes, Saccharomycetales, Saccharomycetaceae. The record is from RefSeq and is a predicted model, not a curated record. The transcript has a single exon.